Panicum virgatum (switchgrass) is the source of this 1074-nucleotide messenger RNA. RefSeq names its product E3 ubiquitin-protein ligase RNF181-like. The transcript has a single exon. The coding region runs from base 483 to 914 and encodes 143 amino acids. NCBI's taxonomy places the organism in Eukaryota, Viridiplantae, Streptophyta, Magnoliopsida, Poales, Poaceae. The record is from RefSeq and is a predicted model, not a curated record.
CCUCUACCGCAGCUCCCUCAUCAAUCAAUCCCCGCCGCCCUUGCAACCAGUUGCCGUCUCCGCGGGAAACAUCACUCCCGCUGGAGAGCAAUCGGAAUCGGGUCGAGCAGUAGUAGGCGGCAAGAAAUCGGAUCGGAAGCGUUACCGAUUCCGAUUCAAAUCAAGACAAUAGCUGCCGCCGCCGUCGCCUACAUAUAUUUGCAAUUGGUAAUCAAUUGAUCCAUCCAUCGAUCCCAUUGCGUUGCUGCUCCACUCAUUCCAGCGAUAGAUCCGGCCGGCCAGACGGCCGUCUUCAAUUCUGCGAGCUCCUUUUCUGUUUCCUCCGAUGGAGGUCGCUGUGCCACAAGGCCAAGGCUCCCUGCAGGUUGUCUUUCUUGCGUCUGGCGAGCCUAAUCCAUUCGCCCUCGCCGACGACCCAGGUUGUCUUUCUUGCGUCUGGCGAGCCCUUCGCCCUCGCCGACGACCCAAAUCUCACGCCCGCGAUGGAGGUCGAUGUGUCGCAAGGCCAAAGCCCCCUGCAGAUUAUCGUUCUUGCUCCUGACGAGCCUAAUCCCUUCGCCGUCGCCGACGACCCGGACGUCUCGCCCGCUUGGGUAUCGAUGCGGGAGUAUCUCCCCUGGGUGUCAACAACCCCAGACACCGAUGGUCACCGCAGCAGCAAGCGUGCUCGCGUCGCCGCCGCCAGCGAGGCCAUCCUGCCGGAGGUGUCGGGUCGCUCUCGCGAGGGGGAGGAGUGCGCCAUCUGCCUGCAGGAGUUCGUCGCCGAGGAGACGCUGAGGGCGAUGCCCUGCUCCCACGCCUUCCACCGCCACUGCAUCUCCAAGUGGCUCUGCCAUAAAGCCACCUGCCCUCUCUGUCGCCACCAGCUACCCGCCACUCCGGAGCCCGAGGAGGACGACGACGCGAUUGAAUGAGUGGACGGCGCCAUCGGAAGCAAUUGAGCUUGCCGGCCUACCCACCGGAGAAGAAGAGAGGAGAGGUGGAUGUUGUAAUACAAAGAGAAAUUAAAUUUAACAGGCGGCUUGUUUGUCGUCUUCAGUUCAAAGCCUGAAAUUCAGGCUUGUGCAAGCAUCA